UUCAUCCCCAGCUACAUACUUCAACCAAUUGUGACGGCUACGGACCAAGAGAAGCAGCAGUUCGUUGAGUUCGCCAAUAACUUAUUACAAGGCAAAUACAAGAGCGCAGAUGUGACCAGUUUGGCGCAACUCCUUCAGCUCCUUCAAAGUCGAGCUCCACUCGUUUAUCAGAAAGGUUUAGUCAUUUACAAGGCUUUCAUGGAUAAAGUGUAUUCUCUCAAUCCUGAAGCAGAGGCUUUUGUAAUAAAGUGGAUGAAUAAAUGGGCCGAAACGAUCAAAGCUAUGCCGACGGGUAAUGCUCUUCAGUUGUCAUUCGAUUUCAAUAAGCAAUUCUUCAAUGAUGCGAAGAAACUUACUCCUGAAGCUGUGGAAAGUCUCAAGAAGCAGUUUCCCGAGUUUGCAAGGUUAUGGGAAACAUGUCCACAACUCCAGCAGUUUGCUAAUUUCGUAGCCAAUGCACCUGACAACAUUGAUGUGACAAAGCUCGAAGCAAUGCAGGAGUACAUGAGCUAUUCCAGUGGUACUGCACAGGUUCCGGUCAAUGUCCAGAACUGA
Messenger RNA from Haemonchus placei, 555 nucleotides. Lineage: Eukaryota; Metazoa; Nematoda; Chromadorea; Rhabditida; Trichostrongylidae. The record is from the annotation of a GenBank genome assembly.